GCCUCUAGCGGAAGUGGCUGAUAUUGGAAGAAAGUGGAAGAAGCGCCCGGGCCGUCUGUUGUUGCAGCGUGGUGGCAGGCUUCUGCUCAAUACGGAAGCGACCUCUCCCCGACUGCCCCCCGUUAAUUGGCCACUAUAACCCCAAGGACUGCAGCCUGGCUAAUAUACUCCCCAGCGGGUCAGACCUCAGUUCAGGUCACGGCACAGGAAUCUGCUGUGACUUGAGAAUGUGGAACAAGACCUCUUAUGGAUGAAACAGCAACAGGCAGCCGGAUUGUAGGUGGACAUGAUGCUCAGCCUGGGGCAUGGCCGUGGCAAGUUAGUCUUCAAGUUUACCAAUUUGGUGUAGGAUAUCACCAUAUAUGUGGUGGAUCUUUAGUCAGUAACAGCUCCGUGCUGACAGCAGCACAUUGCACUAAAAAAUGGAUGGAUCCAGAUUUUUGGAGAGCUGUGAUAGGAUUGAAUCGACUUUAUAGAUACCAGUCUGAUAUUGUAAUGUCUCGGGUCAGUAGUAUCAUGAUCCAUUCUAGUUACAAUGUGUACAGCUAUGAACACGAUAUUGCUGUGUUUAAAUUAAUCAAGUAUAUUCCAUACAAUGAACAUAUUCAGCCCAUCUGCCUACCUAACACCUCUCUGGUCUUGACGAAUGAGACCCUGUGUUACAUAUCUGGAUGGGGAUCCUCAAGGGAGCAAGGUAAACCCAAAUAUAUAUUACAAGAAGCUCAGGUGGACAUUAUUUCUCUACACAUCUGUAAUAGAUAUGAUUGGUAUGGAGGGGCAAUAUCCUGGAAUAUGCUUUGUGCUGGCUCUGAAAGUGGUGAUGUUGACAGCUGCCAGGGAGACAGUGGUGGACCUCUGAUGUGCUAUUUCCCAGAUGUCUCCAAGUAUUAUCUGAUAGGAAUCACUAGCUUUGGCGUUGGCUGUGGCCUACCCAAACGUCCAGGAAUCUAUGUACGUACAUCUCACUACAAAAGUUGGAUAGAGUCAUGUAUUUCAUCUCAGAAAGAAAAUACUGCAGACAUUCCAUUUUUUCUUUUCUUUUUGAUAAUGGGACAGGUAACCUUGCAUCUAGUUGAAUGAAGAUGCAAACUGUCCCUCCAUUGUAUUAGAAUUAUCUCAGAUUGUUUUUACACACAUGGUAUUUUCUUGUUUUGAGCAAGUCUAUCCUGAAUAAAAUUCAUCGACUCACCUCCAAUUUACCAUUGCAGUGACAUCCCAGGGUUUUCUGUUGUAUCAGGGAGAAGGGGUGAUUUUUGGCAAUCCCUUCACUUUUCUCUACAGCUGCUUGUGCCUCCUGAAACUAUGUACCUGAAGGUUGCAAGACCCUUAGGUAUGUGCAACCUGUUAUUCCCACCCCACCCCGGUUCAAAUAUAUAUUUAAUGUGUAACUUUAAAAAAUGUAAGCCCAAGGGGCAAUGUUCAGUUACAGUUAUAUUUUAUAGACUAUACACAAUUUGAUACUAAUACUAUUGUUCAAAGUGGGACAGAGCAUGCAACAGUAAUUUAGCAUAUAAUGUGUUUUUUAUCAAGGUAGAGGACUGAUAAUGUACACCAUUCAAAUGAUAAUAUUCCAAGAAUGGAACUUCUGUAUUCUGAAAUAUAGAGGGACAAUGUACUUAACAAAUACCAAAGGUUGCCGUAUUCUUCUGGUUUUUAAAAUAAAAUGUGUUCUGUAUCUGAAUACAGAUACCAUGUUUAAACAUCCUAAUAAAAGAUUUAUUCAAUUCCUCAA
Molecule: messenger RNA, 1732 nt
Organism: Hemicordylus capensis (graceful crag lizard)
Lineage: Eukaryota; Metazoa; Chordata; Lepidosauria; Squamata; Cordylidae
Product: transmembrane protease serine 12-like
Exons: 5
Coding region: 247-1080 (277 amino acids)
Biological process (GO): acrosome reaction; proteolysis
Molecular function (GO): serine-type endopeptidase activity
Source: RefSeq, a predicted model, not a curated record